Messenger RNA from Drosophila rhopaloa, 690 nucleotides. RefSeq lists its product as uncharacterized. The coding region runs from base 16 to 477 and encodes 153 amino acids. The record is from RefSeq and is a predicted model, not a curated record. NCBI's taxonomy places the organism in Eukaryota, Metazoa, Arthropoda, Insecta, Diptera, Drosophilidae. The transcript is spliced from 2 exons.
GCUAGAAUUCACAUCAUGACCGUAGACGAGCCGCAGAUUGUGGCCAUUAGUGUCAGUUACAAACAACCAGUGGGUUACUUGAAAGAGGAUUCCACCUGGAUAUAUUGUCCUUCGUGCGAAAAGUCUGGACCGAGUGUGGUGCAAUUGGAAGUGGUUACCUGCCUACAGAGAUUUUUGGGUUUCACGAAACUUUGUAAAAAAUGGCCUGGCCGCCAGGACAUUAACCACUAUUGUUCACUCUGCGGCUGCUUUAUUGGAAGAUUUGUGCCAAUUAGCUGCAUGGAACGGUGUCUGUCCAGAUCAGCUCGUAAACAGGCGGCCGUGGAUGAUAUGACCUUAAAAACACGGCCCAAGGAUUGCGCCGAAAGAGCCCAGAAAUCCAGGGAGAAAGUGCUGGCCAAAAGAGAAAAGAAAAGGGCAGAGAAGGCGGCCAAGGAACUGGACAAAUCUCGAACACAAAUAGCAGUACACCAAUGAUCAAUUCAUUUCUAUAUUCACUGCGCUAAAGCUUUAUACAAAGCUCUAGCCACAGCUACCAACAUAUUAGCGUUGGUUUGACUAAUUAAAAAGAUCCUCAAGGAUCGAAUUCAUUUUCUAAAACUGAAGGAGCUGACUCUUAAAUCGGAAUAUCAUUUAUAUUUUUUGUAACUACUGUAUCUUUCAUAAAUAUAUUUUAAAAGUGUAUAAAUA